Messenger RNA from Ostertagia ostertagi, 210 nucleotides. NCBI's taxonomy places the organism in Eukaryota, Metazoa, Nematoda, Chromadorea, Rhabditida, Trichostrongylidae. The record is from the annotation of a GenBank genome assembly.
AUGAUCAUGAGAUGGAACCGUUCCCCUUUGGACGAUGCUCGAUUCUUCAAGCACGAAGCCUGUGUAGAAUUCUUGGAACGUGCCUUAGCCAGGCCAGAAGCUCGACGUGCUCAGUCAGUCUCUUCUGCAGAUUCUGAAUCAGAGGAUAAUCCGUUCGAAGUCGGGCAUCGACCUCUCUUCAGCUUGGACAUCUCAUCUGAGCAGCAGUGA